Acinonyx jubatus (cheetah) is the source of this 8446-nucleotide messenger RNA. RefSeq names its product protein associated with LIN7 2, MAGUK p55 family member (gene PALS2). Gene Ontology annotation, cellular component: cell-cell junction; plasma membrane. Gene Ontology annotation, molecular function: protein binding. The transcript has 13 exons. The record is from RefSeq and is a predicted model, not a curated record. Lineage: Eukaryota; Metazoa; Chordata; Mammalia; Carnivora; Felidae. Bases 272 to 1936 code for a protein of 554 amino acids.
CCAGCUCCUGAGAUUACAGUUGGAGAUUAUAGCCGUUAAACUUCCAUCACUUGGGGCAUGCAUUUAUGUAAGGGGGCUGGGGGCAGGCGAGGAAGGGGAUUGAAGGCUGAUGGGGAAGCUCAGAAAAUUCUCCGCAUUACUUGUAAACAGCUUGUUAAGGUCAAGAAGCUAGCCACGUUUUACUCUUUCCUACGCCUUGGGGGAUUGUUGGAAUUUUACUUUAUGCUUCCUGAAUUAGUCUUCUUGUAAUCUGGCUCACAACAUUUGAGCAAUGCAGCAAGUGUUGGAUAACCUUACAGAGCUGCCCUCAUCUACAGGAGCAGAAGAAAUAGACCUUAUUUUCCUCAAGGGGAUUAUGGAGAAUCCUAUUGUAAAAUCACUUGCUAAGGCUCAUGAGAGGCUAGAAGAUUCAAAACUAGAAGCUGUCAGUGACAAUAACUUAGAAUUAGUCAAUGAAAUUCUUGAAGAUAUCACUCCUUUAAUAAAUGUGGAUGAAAAUGUGGCAGAACUGGUUGGUAUACUCAAAGAGCCUCACUUCCAGUCACUCUUGGAGGCCCAUGAUAUUGUGGCAUCAAAAUGUUAUGAUUCACCUCCAUCAAGCCCAGAAAUGAAUAAUUCUUCUAUCAAUAAUCAGUUAUUACCAGUAGAUGCCAUUCGUAUUCUUGGUAUUCACAAAAGAGCUGGGGAGCCAUUGGGUGUAACAUUUAGGGUCGAAAAUAAUGACCUGGUAAUUGCCCGAAUCCUUCAUGGGGGAAUGAUAGAUCGACAAGGUCUGCUUCAUGUGGGAGACAUCAUUAAAGAAGUCAAUGGCCAUGAGGUUGGAAACAAUCCAAAGGAAUUACAAGAAUUAUUGAAAAAUAUUAGUGGAAGUGUCACCCUAAAAAUUUUACCAAGCUAUAGAGAUACCAUAACUCCUCAACAGAGUUGCAUCAAUAUGGAGAGGCAUCCAGCACACGUCCGUCAGGUAUUUGUGAAAUGUCAUUUUGAUUAUAAUCCAUACAAUGAUAACCUGAUACCCUGCAAAGAAGCAGGAUUGAAGUUUUCAAAAGGAGAAAUUCUUCAAAUUGUAAACAGAGAAGAUCCAAACUGGUGGCAGGCUAGCCAUGUAAAAGAGGGAGGAAGUGCUGGUCUCAUUCCAAGCCAGUUCCUGGAAGAGAAGAGAAAGGCAUUUGUUAGAAGAGACUGGGACAAUUCAGGACCUUUUUGUGGAACCAUAAGUAGCAAAAAAAAGAAAAAGAUGAUGUAUCUCACAACCAGAAAUGCAGAAUUUGAUCGUCAUGAAAUCCAGAUAUAUGAGGAAGUAGCCAAAAUGCCUCCCUUCCAGAGAAAGACUUUAGUAUUGAUAGGCGCUCAAGGUGUGGGACGAAGAAGCUUGAAAAACAGGUUUAUAGUGUUGAAUCCCACUAGAUUUGGAACUACAGUGCCAUUUACUUCACGGAAACCAAGGGAAGAUGAAAAAGAUGGUCAGGCAUAUAAAUUUGUGUCACGUUCUGAGAUGGAAGCAGAUAUUAAAGCUGGAAAAUAUUUGGAACAUGGGGAAUAUGAAGGAAAUCUCUAUGGAACCAAAAUUGAUUCUAUUCUUGAAGUUGUCCAAACUGGACGAACUUGCAUCUUGGAUGUCAACCCACAAGCCUUGAAAGUGCUGAGGACAUCCGAGUUCAUGCCCUAUGUUGUAUUUAUUGCUGCUCCAGAACUAGAGACGUUACGUGCCAUGCACAAGGCAGUGGUGGAUGCUGGCAUCACUACUAAGCUUUUGACGGACUCUGACUUGAAGAAAACCGUGGAUGAAAGUGCACGAAUUCAGAGAGCAUACAACCACUAUUUUGAUUUGAUCAUCGUAAACGACAAUCUAGACAAAGCCUUUGAAAAACUACAAACUGCCAUAGAGAAGCUGAGAAUGGAGCCACAGUGGGUCCCAAUCAGCUGGGUUUACUGAUGAUUCACUAAGGUUCAGAAUGGAAAUAAAACUUUUUAAAAGUGACUGCAACAAAUAAGCCUUCUACUGAGAAAAUACAUGCACAGAUAGACAAUAUCUGCCAAGUUUAGGCAUUUUUAUUGUGUAGAUUGAAAUACCAGUACACUAUUCUGAAUUUUUAUAUAAAAUGUGGUUGGGAAGGUGUACUAAUAUAUAAUUUAUCUUAAUUUUUCUAACUUUUUAUGGAUAAUAUUUCUAUUCAUACCACAUAAAGAAAUGCGUUGAAGCAUUUUGUAUAUGUUUUGAUUUAGUACCCUUGCCUUUUUCAUCAAAGGAAUUUUCAAAUCCUUCAUUCUCAUAUUGGUCUCCCAUUUUCACUGUGAUAAUGAAUACUUGAAAUAGUUUUGUAAAGCUGUCCUUUGGUUCAGUAUCAACUAGUGAAGGGUCAGUUACUCUUAGGAAAAAAUUGUAGUUAUUGGCCUUCUUUCCUAAUACAAGUUCUUACAGAAGCAGGACUGUAACGUCAGUGCCAUCCAAGGCUGACAUUGAAAGUCUGCUCAACACUACAUGGCUUCAUUAUUUCAAAGAUAGAUGGCUAUCCAUUCUAAUUUAAACAAAUAUAUUGGUUUCUUUUCCCUUCAUUUCUAUCUUGAGGGGAAAAGUGAAGAGCAAUAGUUGGCACUCUCAUUUGUUGCCAUGACAGGCUGAUGCUUGAGUGAAUGUGUCCCCAGCAAGCAAGGCCAUGCAGGCAUGCAGGCUGAGAGAGUGCCUUAUCCUGUAACACGUAAACCGACACAAAGUUGAUUUAUUUUCACAUGUAGAAAUUUGACAAAAAUGAGCCUACUGCUUUCAACAGGUUUUCAUUAGGAUACGGUCAGCAAAUGUAUUAUGCCUCUGCAAAUUUUUUUGAUGCUUUAAAAUGCCUCUAAGUUUGCAAGUGGGGGAUUUGGUGAACAAUCAGUGUGCUUUUUUUGAAGUGGGAUGUGAUUGUUAGAAUAUUUGUUAAAUCUGUUGUGUUGAGAACCAAAUCCAUUGAACAAUUUAUAAGAUUUGCAAAUAACUGUAAGCCGUUUCAUCCAUAUGUAAUAUAUACAUUAUAUAAUAUGUACAUUGUAUGUAUUAUAUAAUAUAUAUUAAAAAAGGUUUCAUAUAUUGUUUUUACGUUUCUGUUAGGAAAUGUACUUUUUUGUUUAAUGAUUAGGAAAACAAAACAGCUCCCCUCCUUUAGAUGCGUUAACAUACUCAGAUUUUUAAGAUUCAUCUCCAUUUGUAUCUCCCUUUAGGAUUCUUACAUGGUAUAUAUUCUUCCUCAAACAUAUUUAGAGAUGUAGCUCAUCAUUAAACUAAGUUAGCCAUGUUUUAUAUUGCUGCCAACUUUUCACAGGGACAGUAUUCACACUUAAAAGGUUAGGUGCUUAAAUAUUAGUGGUCAUCUUUGUCAGUGGUAGGCAUUAGACACCUGGCUGUUGAAUUUGUUUUCUUCUCAGCAAAGCUGUCACAUGGAAUGCCAGCCAGGAGCACUUAGAGGGAAGAGAAAAUACACGGCAGUAAGCAGUAUGCACACAUUGCUUUAAAUCUUUUUAACAAUGAAACAACGCCCAAGUUGCUGUAUGGUUAAGAGUGGAAAUCUAUAGGUAUUUUUUUCUAGAAUUUCAUAUCCAGAACACAAAUUAAUGUUCUUUGUCCUAGCAUAGGACAUCAGUGGCAAAAUGAAUCAUACCCUUUUAAUAACUUUGGUAACUUUUAAACGACGUAUAUUUACAUCAGAAUUCUGGCUUCUCAAAGCAACCUGAAUCAAAGCACAGUGUCAAGGUAAUAUCUUAUGACUUAAUGUUUCAACAUACUAUAAAUUUUAAGAGAAGUUUCAUUUUCAUGUUCUCAGGAAAUGUGCUGUCUUCUAUGGUAUGCCUUCAUGCUGCUGCAUGGAGCCUCUGUGAACAACUGUACGAUCAUCGUAACAGCACAAGUUUAUCCACAAAAAUAUUUCAACUGUCUUGACAUGAUAGAGAUGAUUUUUACAUCAUAUAUAUUUUUAGCUUUAUCAUCUAGCAUAAAAUGCAUAUUAGAAAAUAGUCUAUACUUAAAGGAAUUAUUUCUAUUAUAAAUUGUAUUCAUGACUAAUUAAUACACACUUGAUUCCCCAUAAUAUAAAAUGAAAUAAUGCUCUUUAGUUAAUUUCAGUCAAGAUGCCAGAGCUGAAGGGAAUAAAUUCAGAGAAGUUAUUUCAGUCCAGAUGCCAGAGCUGAAGAGAAUAAAUUCAGAGAAGUUCAUUGUAUCUCAAUAGAGUCAUUGAACUUGAAACUGAAGUCUCAUCUGAGUCUGCAGGACCUGGCAGAUCUCUGCUGGGGCAAGGAGUCCCAAGGGCCCCAGUAGUCUCCCAAGGCAACAAGAGUAUAGUUGUAAUCAAGGAAAUGUGAAUCUCUCUUGUGGGAAAUAUACAAAAUAAUGAGCUUUACCGAAGAGAAAUGGUUUAAAGUGAUGUUGAACAACUGAUAAUAGUUAAAAUACACAUGCACCUGCAUAUGCUUUUGGGAAAUGUGCCAAUACGUUAAUGCACAUGAGCAUUCUUUGUAGACAGAUGAAUGUCCACAUUCAGCAUUCAGGGCAUGACUAUUUCCAUACAACUAAAUAUUAUGUGUGUAUAUAUAUAUAUAUAUUUUAUUUUCAAAUGUACAAAUACCCAUAGAAUUGAUGUUCCUGGGUAAGCCAUAUAACACUGUAACUAGUGGAAUACAUGCGAUGCAUUGCAAGUAGAGUUUCACUUUUGUUCUAGCCAUGCCUUGAUUAUGCAGUCUCUAUUUCUGUUUGGUAUUUGGAUAAUAUCAAUCCAAUACAUCAGGACUUUGUUUACUUUUAUCAAUUCUAACUAUACAGUUGCUGAACAUAGCUUUUUAAAAUGGAAAUCAUAAGCCCAUGAACGACUACAGCAAUAGUAGCCUGAAUCUAGAUUCUAGAAUCUAGUAAAUUUACUUAUAGUAACUUAUAAGGACAACUUUUCUUUAAAAGAGCAAAUUGAUUAACACAAAUUUAGAAAAUAAUGCAAAUUAGCAAUAAAAUACAAUAGGGUAGCAUUAUAGAUUAUGGCCAGAUACUAACUGCUUUGACCAUACUUCUUAAUGACAAUAAAAGAUGAUCUUUGCUUUAACAAUUCAUUAAAUUGCUGCUUGUUGUUAGGUAAAACAACAAGUGUCAUAAUCUAGUAAUUGGAGUUGAUUUUCAAGAUGGAUAGCCAUGGAGUUAGGUACAGUUACUUUAAACUGGUAAAUAUUGAACAUCAAGUUCUAAAAAUUGGUCAAAAUAGCGAUCUACUUAACAUUGUACUUUUAUGACUUCUGAAACAACACUCCAUUUUCCAGAAAUCAUAGGAUAGGGAGCCAAUAAUUUUGUAGUAAUGAAUCUUUAUACUAAAUAUGAAAAAAGAAAUCCUGAACUUUUAUGUACAUAUAUAGGUCAUUUUUUUAAUGUCUCAGUCACCAUAUAUAUUAAUAAUAUAUAUACAGCCAUAUGUAUAAUAUGUAAAACUUUCCCAAACUACAUGAAUAAUAAAACUAAAUGUGUUUACCCAUGUAAUUAUAGCUAGUGUUCUUAAAUGUUUACUCCCAAAUUCUUAGACCUUCUGAAACUUUUUUUUUUCAUGUUGUUUUAUAAGACUCUGGUUUUACCUUGAGGCAGAUACUAAUCUCCUUUUUGAAAAAAAAUGUAUGAUGAAAUUCAGAUCAGAAAAUUAUCACUAUAACAAUUUCCUUAAGGAAAAAGGACAGAGUUCUAAAUGGCAUUGUCUUGGGAAAUACUUAUUUAAGCUUUCAAAUGAAUUUGUGAUAUGACUCAGAUUUAGAGAUUGGGGUAACUGCCCUCCUCUUCUAAUGGAUUUGCUGUGAAAAUAUCUGUGUAAUAAUAUCUGCAUUUUUAGUUUUGGGAGAAAUUCAGUAUUUUAAAUAAUGGCAUUAUUGUAUAUAGUACAAGUGAAUAUUCACAAACUUUUUUUUUUUAUGUUUAUUUAUUUUUGAGAGAGAGAGCGCAUGAGUGGGGGAAGAGCAGAGAGAGAGGGAGACACAGAAUCCAAAGCAGGCUCCAGGCUCUGAUCUCUCAGCACAGAGCCUGACACAGGCCUUGAACUCACAAACCGUGAGAUCAUGACCUGAGCCGAAGUCGGACGCUUAACUGACUGAGCCACCCAGGUGCCCCUAUUAUUCACAAACUUUUAAGAAUACAACUAAUAAUUCAGCAUAUGAGUUUUUGAGUAUACAUUGCAUAUCUAAAGGAGAUAACUCUUUAAUUCUUUAAGGUAAGAUGAUUUUUAAAUUUUUUGUUAGCUUCAAGUUUUAUUCAUUUUUAAAUAUUUCCCAUCCAUUAUGUUACUUUUUUGUGUUCCUGGAAUUAUUUAGUGCACAGAAUCAAAAAUGAGUCUUUAACACAGUAAAAAGUGAAGGAACGACAUCUCAUUUCCAAGGUAAGAAUUUUAAAGCAUGGUUCUCUACCACUCCUGCAGUACAUGGCAGUACUUUCUUUAAAAUAAUCUCUUUUGUUAAAAAUAGAGAUGGUGUACUUCUAGCUGAGAUCCUAAUUCUGAUUCUUGACCACCUGACCUUUGAUAAAAUUUAUAUCUCCCUUUACUUUUAAUAUUCCACUAGUUAAAUAAGGCUAGCUUAAUAUUUGUCUUCACCUUAAAUUACAAGAAGCAAUUUGUAUCUCUGAUAUAGUAAAUGCUAGACUGGGAAAUCCUUAUUAGGCUGCUUUAUCCAUUUAUUUUAUGUAUUCACUUAUAUUGAGGUUGUUUACCAUUUAGUUUUUUUUAAAAGUGCAUCUCUUUCAGAGGUUACAUAAUGAAUGGUACAUACCAUUCAAGAAUCUUACCUCCAGUUUUAAAACAGCUCUGAGGUUGUAGUUCCAGCCUUGGAAGAGGGCCUUUUCUGCUCUCAGUGGCGUUGGUCAGGAGAGUCAUUUAGUUUAGAAUGCCACCUCUAAGUCCAAACCUUUAGCGAAUUCUUGCUGUUACUCACAAAAUUUAAGCAAUCCAGUACUCUCUUACAUCCAACCACAUUCUAAUCUUUGCCCCCCUUAAAGCUGCCCUACCUUAAUUCUUAUGGCUGAAAUUUAUCACUGCAGCCCUAUUGUUUAGCCCAUAGUAUUAAGUUUAAAAGGCCUCUGUUUAUUUAUAGGGAGAAAUGUUUGGCUAGACCCACUUAGUGGACCUUGAAUCCAAUAUGAAGAUAUCUUAGUUGCAUUCUUUCUCAUAGCUUCGUGGCUGUUGGCUGAUAAUGCUGUGCUGUGAUGAAUGUGACUUGCCUCCACAUGCCAGUCAGCCAGAAGUGACAGUUCCUUCCCUUUUUUCCCCUACUAGUUUUUACUGUUUUCUAAUUUCUAGCACAAACUGAAUGAACACAGCUACAGUUAAUGUAAAUGCCACUUAAUACUUGGGAGAGCAAUUGACUCCAUGCUUGUAAACCUGUCUUGAGUCCUACUGAAUAGGUAUGGUUGUUGCCACAAAGCAGAAGCUAAAAGGUCUGAUCUUACAAGUUGGACUGGAUAUUUUUGUUGUACUUUAGCCACAGCAAACUCUGGGGGCAGAAACCUACACAUAUGGCAGGCCAUACCUGAAAUUUAGCUUUCCUCCUAUCAGUCAAGGUGGCCUGAGAGCUUGGAGGAAGUGGAAAAAAGCAGAGCACUCAAAACUCCUCAGCUAUAAAUUACCACUAUUAAACCAGAAGUCAUCACCAGUUAACAUAUGUGGGUUUUGUCUUAUUCUUAAAUAGGAGAGAUGGGCAGUGGGACAAAUAAUGUUGCUUUGAAGACAUAAAGCUUGUUCUGGUAAACGUGGUCCAAAUGAGGAAUGCCUUCAUCUUUUCAGGUAGAACCAAAUUUGAAGAAUAGCUCAUCUCAUCUGUAAUUGAAAUAUAAGAUAAAUAUUCCUUUUGGUUGUGUGUCCUCUUUGAAAAAGAACAACCAACUGCUGUUUCUUUGGUAAUGUUGACUUUUAAGGAAGUGGGAUCUAGGGUUUUGCUGGAGAAGAAUGAGCACGAGGGUUCAGCAAAACAAGUGUAGUUUUCUGCAUGUUGAGUUCUGUUAGAGCCCAUGGUGAGUAUUGGAUGUGAAAACCUUGCUUUGGGGUCCCCCUCCCCAUUUCAGUUUGGUAUAUCUCUAUUUUGAACACAAAUGCAUGCUGUUUUUAACCUCUAGUCUUUGAAAUGGUUGUAGAACUUUUUUUUUUUUAACAGAAGACAAAAUGCUUGUUAGCAACCUAAAAAUAAAAGCUGAACAAGCUGCUUAAGUUUUCUAAUGAAAAAGUUUAAAAAUAAAAUUUGAUUGCUGCUGCUUUCCAAGUAAUUGUAUUAUUCCUGUAUAAAAGAAACAUUACUGCUGUCCUUGUAUAAAUAAAAUUUUCCUGCAGUACAAUUAAGUAUUGAGUUUUCAGAAACUGUCCCUAUAAAUUUUUUUUGCAUAUUUCCAUAUCCUGUCCAAACAUGGGAGAUUGUAUAUUCCAGGUAAACUAUUUUUGUAUAUAUAAAAAUAAAUAUUUAAUAUUGCAAACAA